Saccharomyces kudriavzevii IFO 1802 is the source of this 1239-nucleotide messenger RNA. RefSeq names its product Ett1p (gene ETT1). Gene Ontology annotation, molecular function: protein binding. The coding region runs from base 1 to 1239 and encodes 412 amino acids. Gene Ontology annotation, biological process: translational termination; positive regulation of SREBP signaling pathway; positive regulation of cellular response to hypoxia. Lineage: Eukaryota; Fungi; Ascomycota; Saccharomycetes; Saccharomycetales; Saccharomycetaceae. The record is from RefSeq and is a predicted model, not a curated record. Gene Ontology annotation, cellular component: nucleus. The transcript has a single exon.
AUGGCUAAGAGACCCUUAGGUUUAGGCAAACAGAACAGAGAAAAGAGGAGAAAGGUGGAGAAUGGUGAAAAGAAGAACGAUGAAGCUUCCAGAGAAUCCACGCCAUUAAGAAGCCAAAUGAGCGUCGAGCUUGAUGAUGACGCUGACUUGGAUGACGAAUUGGCCCAAUUGAAAGGUUUAUGGUCCAAGUAUUUCCAUUCCGACAGGGACGACGAAUAUGUUUUGAACGGUAUUGUCCACGAGUGUGACAGAUUACUACGUCUUUCCGAGGAAAAAGAGGAAAUUAAGAAGACUUUGAACGAUGUCUUUCAUGGUAUAUAUGCGUUAGCCCUGUCUGAAUUGACUAUUUUUAAAGCGGGCGAUGAAGAAGUCACUGAAGAAAAGAGAAGAAAAGAUGUAUCUUCAUUUUUUAAAUGUGCUAUCGAAAGAGUCGAAUCGGGCCUUUCACGUUUUCCCGACUCCCAGUUCUUGAAACUAGUUCUGGCGAAGAUCAUUUUCCAGAGAAUUCCGUUGGAACACAUUUCCAUUCUCGAUUCUAAAUCAAAGGAUGAAAAACUCGAUCUCGUAGAACAAUUUGAAUGUGGUAAGAAGCAUUUCUCAAUUUACGAAAACGACACAGAAUUAACGUACGAGGUUCUACAGAUGAUGAAUGAUUUAUUGGACAUUGUUGAGAAUUUUGGCCGCGAACAAUCCAUGCAAGAAGGUAUAGAUAGUGAUAACGAAGAGGAUGAUGAACUCGUUGAUAUCAAAUUAGAACCAGAACAUCCCGUAUUUCCUUUACAACAAUCAUUGGAGGACAACUAUGAGUGGUUAAGAGAACAUUUUGGCAAAUUGUUGGACGGCAUGGACACCAAUUCGGAAAUGUACCCAUCCGUCGCCAACACCAUCGGUGAACUAUACUUAAAGAAGGCUGAAAAACCUGGUAGAAUUUUCCUAAGUGUGCAGUACAACGAUGACAGUGCUGAAAAGGCCAGUGAUAAAGAAGCCAUGGAGGCACAGAAAUCCGCUUUGAAACAUACAAAGAAGGCUUUGCAGUAUUUGGAAAAAGCAAAAUCGGAGGAUGAUCCAGACACCUGGGUCCAAGUCGCCGAAGCGUACAUCGAUCUUGGUAACUUACUUGACAACGAAAGCGCUGAACAAGAAGGAGCUUACAAAACUGCCGAAGAAAUCUUGAGCAAGGCCAACAAGGCCUCCCAUGGCAAAUUCCAAGAUAUUCUUGACAAUUUCUCACGAAACUAA